Thyridium curvatum is the source of this 2019-nucleotide messenger RNA. RefSeq lists its product as uncharacterized. Gene Ontology annotation, molecular function: protein binding. The record is from RefSeq and is a predicted model, not a curated record. The coding region runs from base 1 to 2019 and encodes 672 amino acids. The transcript has 2 exons. NCBI's taxonomy places the organism in Eukaryota, Fungi, Ascomycota, Sordariomycetes, Thyridiales, Thyridiaceae.
AUGAGUCCUGCUUUUCCACAGUCCCUACCCGCGGAAAUAGUCGUCACUAUCGCCAAGUGCCUAGAUGUCGACGAUCUUUUCAACCUGGCCCUGACAUCUCGCCACCUUGGCUUUCUGAUUCAAGAUGACCAGGUUUGUCGAGCAGUGCUAGAGUCAACUGCCAACUCCAUCUUUGAAGACAUAACGCCUGGCAAAUCGCCCUUAUCAAAGCCGUACGCACGAGCACUCCGGCGACUGGCCAAGAUGCGAAGAGCCAUCGCGUUGGUCUCUCCAUUCUCGGUCACCUUUGUGGCAGUGGCCGAUCUUGCCCUCUACAUCAAUGGGAUGCUCCUAUAUCUUGACGGGCUCUCGUUGAGAAUGCUGGACCUGCACAACUCUGCAGAUGAGGAGGCUGUUGUCGAUAUUCACUCCAUUUUAAAUAUUGCCAUUGAUGGCACACAGCUCGUCUGCGAUACUUUUCAGCCUCUUCACUACGCAGAUGGCAUCGUCUCCUGUCUGUGCCGCUUCCGCACACCGCUGCCGGAAGAUUGGCUUUUGCUAUUCAACCCUACGACUAAAUGGUAUAAAGGCAUCCACCUGAAUUCCGCUUUCAAACUUUUUGUGCGAAAUAACAAGAACCACGUUCUAUUUGGGACGCACACUGGCGCCAGCGAGGACAAUUAUAGAAGAUGGGUUAUUCAAGCAUAUGAUAUCUGCAACGACAAGCUCUUUGACCCAAGCAUGGUUCUGGAGAAUCUCCCCGGCUCAGAUAUCGGCAGCACGGUUUGCUUUGAAGUGUUCGGCGACUAUUUUUACGCCCUUUCCAACGAGACGACUUUCGGCCUCGACGGGUUCGACUGGACCUCCUACUAUCAUUGCUUUCGAUUCCCGGUUUGCCACCCGUCACCGGACAAGAUCGAGGUGCUCGCAGAAGAUAUGCUAUGGCGCAGAAAACACGCAGAAGGCCCUCUGGAUGACCGCUGGACAUUCUUAAAACUGGAACCUCACGAGAACACCAAGAAGUUGCAAAUCGUGGAAUCCAGAAAGGAGUGGCUUGGAGGCCGUAGCUCGGCUCGACGAACUUACUACACUCUCGAGACCAGCUUCUCGGAGACGGACCGGUACGUCGAUGAGAAAGCUGCUGCUGCUCCGGCAGCCCAACAGAGCGGCGCAGACCAGUUCAGAGUCCUCCACGGCACAAGCGAUGCCGAAAGCGCAAAGACCGCUUUCCAGAAAGAGGGCACGUCUGUCUCACCCCAGCGUUCCCCACAUCACGUUCACCCGGGCGACGACGGAGCCUUGAUCAUCAUGUCUACUCUGAGCAAGACAUUCAUACGUUCAUAUCACACCACGUGUUCUACCUUUAUGGAUCUCAUCGACGAACCAAGCGACGAAGCGCCAUUCACUCCAAGAAUACGGCUACGGGCCGGGUCACGCAAGCUUCGUCCGUAUACGGAGCGCAAAGCGAGUGAGAAUGAGGGAAAGGGCAAGCAGGUUGAAGCCGAUCUACAGGUUGCCGACAGCCUCAUUUACCCCGGAAAAGAAAUUAAACGCCUUUAUCGUGAGAGCGAAGUGCGCAUCUGGCCUCCGGAGAAACUGGCUGGUGUUGGAGGGCCCGACGUGGACAAACUGCAUCAGGUUCUGGUCCCGCCUGGCUUCCAAGGCCAGGUCACAAAUGGCAUGUGGGACAAGCGGUCGCUCGUUUACUCCAUCAGCGGUGCAGACCCGAGUCUCAAGGCCAUUAUCUUUAUCAACUUUGACCCAGCCAUCCGCCUGCAAGGCGUACAGCCGUGGUGCGACCGCGACAACUCGCCUCACGGCUCCAUUACAGAGAUCCCGCCCCCGGGCGACCCUUUGAUGAAGACGAGCUCCUAUCCCGGGGGCAAGGGCAAGGGAAAGCUGUCGAUAUCCGUCUCUCGGCCUGCCACAGCAGCAACAACAACGGGCGCCCAAAACCUGGAGUGGGUCAAGUUCGAAAAGGCACGAUAUCGGGAUAUCCAGUCUGGGUAUGACUUCAGCUACUUGCCAGUUGCAUCGUGA